Dicrocoelium dendriticum is the source of this 300-nucleotide messenger RNA. NCBI's taxonomy places the organism in Eukaryota, Metazoa, Platyhelminthes, Trematoda, Plagiorchiida, Dicrocoeliidae. The record is from the annotation of a GenBank genome assembly.
AUGCGUCCAAACGAUGGUAUCCGACCAGUACGCGUGGAGUUGGUCAUUUUGAUUGCAAUUGAGUGGAAGCGCUCAGAACAAGAAGAUAUUCAUGCUAUCCUCACCACUGUUCCGCGUCCUGAGUGUGUAUGUGUGUGUGAUAAGAAUUUCUUUCUUGCUAAACCUGUGGUUGUGAUGCAGUCAACAGACGGUUCUGUCAACCAUCUCGAUCCAACCAAUAAACAGUGUGGCUCCCAGGGGAAAAUAGCGACUAAAGUGGCCGAUCGUUUUGAGGCCUCAAGCGAUAUGAGCACAGAAUGA